Molecule: messenger RNA, 2764 nt
Organism: Pseudopodoces humilis (Tibetan ground-tit)
Lineage: Eukaryota; Metazoa; Chordata; Aves; Passeriformes; Paridae
Gene: VAMP7
Product: vesicle associated membrane protein 7
Biological process (GO): endosome to lysosome transport; vesicle fusion; exocytosis
Cellular component (GO): membrane; SNARE complex
Molecular function (GO): SNAP receptor activity; SNARE binding
Source: RefSeq, a predicted model, not a curated record
AUUUGUUUCCACAGGGAUGCAGUGGGGGAACCUGAACUAAACUCUGUGUGCAGAAGGGAAGCCGAACCUGGGAUAAGUUGGAGCACAAAUGUGGCAAUUCCCAGGCUCAAAACGAGCAGGAGAGCGCCAGGGCUUCACGCUGGAAUAUUCUCAGUUUGCAGCUCUCUGGAUUGCAACACCUCCCCUUGUUCCGUGAUUAAACAGCAGCGUGGUGCCCUUUGCCUUCUGUAAGAGGAUUUCUGGAAGUGCAGGCAGGGACCUUCCGUGGCUCACUGGCACUGAGCUGGGAAUCUUCUGGACCAGAAGAGUCGCUGGAAAACAGCAAAUCAUCCUUACAGGAGUCUGAAACAUCGUGCUGGGGACUUGAGCCUGAUCCUUCAGUUAAAUCCCAGAGGCGCCUCUGACAGCAGCUCGUGCAUCUUGCAGUGUCUUUUUGGAAGGUUUGGUCUUGGCUGCUUCCAGCUGUGUAAUAUUGAGAGCAGCCAUGGCCAUCCUGUUCGCUGUCGUGGCGAGGGGCACCACCAUCCUGGCCAAACACGCCUGGUGUGGGGGGAACUUCCUGGAGGUGACCGAGCAGAUCCUGGCCAAAAUCCCAUCUGAGAACAACAAACUGACCUAUUCCCAUGGCAAUUACCUGUUCCAUUACAUCUGCCAGGACAGGAUCAUUUACCUGUGCAUCACUGAUGAUGACUUUGAGCGCUCCAGAGCCUUCACGUUCCUGAACGAGAUCAAGAAGCGCUUCCAGACCACGUACGGCUCCCGGGCACAGACUGCCCUGCCCUACGCCAUGAACAGCGAGUUCUCCUCUGUGCUGGCUGCACAGCUGAAAUACCACUCAGAGAGCAAGGGCCCAGACCAGGUGGCGGAGACACAAGCCCAGAUUGAUGAACUCAAAGGGAUCAUGGUCCGGAACAUAGACCUUGUGGCACAAAGAGGAGAGAAGCUGGAGCUGCUGAUUGAUAAAACAGAGAAUCUCGUGGAUUCGUCAGUCACUUUCAAAACCACCAGCAGGAACCUUGCCCGAGCCAUGUGUAUGAAGAACCUCAAGCUCACCAUCGUCAUCAUCAUCGUGUCCAUUGUGAUCCUGUACAUCAUCCUGUCGGCCGUGUGUGGCGGGCUGGCCUGGCCCAGCUGUGUGCAGAAGUAACUGGAGCUGGAGCUGCUCACCAGGAGAUGAGGCAGAGUGUGGAGAAGGAACCUCCAGAGUGACUCCUGCCCGUCACCACUGCCACCUUCCACCUCCCAUCCCUCCAGGACUUCAGACUGUUUGCCUUAUCACCCAGACAGACCCAGCUGGUCCCGCAGCUGUGACCCCAAGAGUGGGCUGGGUUAAUUACUUGAAAGGAUUUUUGUGUUCCUUUUGCUGUCCCAAUGCCACCCCUCCGGAGGGUUCUGUGCACGCUGGCCCCGUGUGGCCUCCCCUGGGUGGGGACAGGAGUGGCUGCAGCUGUCCCACCUGGGAUGGAGCUGCCCCACAGAGGAGGUUCAGGGUGGGCUGAGCCAAACUAACGGGGACAGGUGAGUUUGGGGUCCCACAGAGCUUCUCCUGCACAUCUGGCCACAUCUGGUGGCUCCCAGUGCUGCAGCACGGGGAGGUCACGGUGUCACCCAGGUAGGAACAAGUGGGGCUGGGCUUUGUGCACUCACAGGUGGAGGUGCUGCUGCUGCUGGGGACAUCUCCCUGUUGCUGCAGUGACCCUGCAGGCAGGAGGGGGUGUGGGGUCACCUCAGCGUGUGCAAUGGCUGCCUCUUCAUCCUCACUUCUCCCUCAUCUCCCCCUGGGCUGAACAGACACAGCAGAGGGGAUGGUCGCACACGGUUCAGAACCUGCUUUCUCACAGAUGAUUUCUCCUGCUCUUCUUUGGAGGGUGGACUGCAAUGAAUAGAAUUCUGGCACUGGCUACGGUGAAUUUGGGGCCAGUCUGGCUUGCUGAGGUGUCAGGGAGCUGCUGCUUGUGCUUCUCCUGGAAGGUGUGCACUGCAACUGGAGGGCAGAGGAGGGCUGGAGUUGGUGGCCAGUGACUUUCUCCAAGGUCUGAAGGAGAAAGGCUCUGCCAGAGGAUAAACCUUCUCCUCUGGGAGGAUUUCAGACCAAACCCGAGGCUGGUAACCAAAUGCAGGCUCAGGGGCGCCGUUUCUGUGCUAGCUGCACAUCUCCAUCCCAGGCCAGGCCUGGCUGAGGAGCUGCAGCUGCUGGGGCAUGGGCGAGGGCUGGGGACACUUCUGUCCUGGAGCUGAUGGGCUCCUUUCCCAGGGAAAAAAUGGAAACACCCUUCAGGGGGGGAAGGGGAGGCUUCUUUUGGUGCCUGAGCCGGAGCACGAAGUUGGUACCAGGAGGUGACACUGGCGGGGUGGGGACGUGGCUCUGCUGCUCCUUCCCGUGUGGCACUGGCCAUGGAGCUCCCCAGCAGGGCCAGGUAAAGAGUUCCCCUAGUAACAGUGACUCCUUUGGAUUUGUCUUCUGCUGGGCUGAAGUUUCACCGAGGGUGAUUGGAUUUGAUCUCCACCAAGUGCCAGUGGGCACUGGCAGCCGCUUCUUUCUGUUCCGAAUGUAAAGCUUGGAGCCCCCUCCCUGCAGCUCCUGCAGCCCCAGGUCCAGCUGUGCAUGUUUUAGGGAUUGUGCUGUUACCAUGUUCAUUUGGAUGAUUUCUUGUCUUAUGUACAAAUAAUUUUUAAAGAAAAUCCUUUUCCUUCUCGAGGAUGCACUGAGGCAUUAGUAUAAAAAACCAUUACCUUGAUUUCAAUAAAAUUCCUGUACAGAAAA